AUGGAAGGUUCAAUGGAUCGUUCAGAUUUCAAUCCCGCACCCGUUGCCAAAAGACGACGUCUAGACCAAAAUAUUGCACAUGGUGAUGAUGAAAGGAAAGUCUCCAGCACAACAUCGGGCCACUCUUCUCGUUUGGUUGUCAACACUGUCCUGAAACAGAUUGCCACAGCCGACAAGUUGCUUCUAGUUAACCUUUUCAUGGAGAACUUGGAAAACUUCCUUCAAGACGAGAAUGGGAAAAUCAUGGCUUCAAAUGAUCCCAAAGGUCUGCAGUUCGUAGACACCUUUCUAGCACUCGAUGGAUGCGAUGUCAUUCUUCACACUCUGAAACAAUGGGUAGAAGCAGGCGCCCGUCAAAACAAUACUAUUGAUGAGGACACUGCCUCUUUUGUAUCAACUGCUUUGGGCUUUUUGGUUCACUUGAUGGUGUUUAACCGAAGGACAGCAUUUCGCAUCCUUGAAGUGAAGGGCGUACAUAUCACACCAAUACUGAUGCAAAUUUGUCGGGGUGCACAGUUUGACACGGUGAUUCUUGCUCGAGCAAUCUCGAUAUGGGGCAAGCUCAUGACGAAUGUUACUCGAAGAGAAGAUGUUCUAGUGGAGAACUUUUCCAACUUGAUAUUGAAUAGUAUGCACCUGCAUCCAGAGUGUGAACGAAUUCAACGAUAUGGAUGCAAGUUCUUCGCGUCACUUGCCUCUAUGGGACACAACAAUGGAGAGACCCAAAAUUUUGACAGACAAAAGUUGCGACUAGUUGUUGAGCAGGCCUUGCUAUCCUAUCGACAUAAAGAAAGGACCUACUACUGGUGUCGCCAGUGUACAGCUUUUUAUUCGGCUGGGCAACUGGUCAGACAUGAUGAUGGGAGUACUAGUUCGAGUACUGACUCAUCAAGAAGCUCAUCAAGAACCUCGUCAAGAACUUCAUCAGACACAUUAUCGCAAAAUCCAUCACAAAUCUCUGCGGCUCGUCAACUAGCCAGAAGACGAGAAGAUGGUGAAGUUACUGACUCAUCACGAAACUCAUCACGAGGCUCCUCAGCAGAUAAACUUGACGGGGAUGAUGAUGGGAAUACAAGCUCAAGUACUGACUCAUCGCGAAACUCAUCAAGAGCCUCCUCAGACACCAUGUCCUCGCGAAACUCAUCGUCUGCGCAAUUGGUCCGAGGUGUUCAGGUUACUGCUAACUCAUCACAAAACUCUUCGACUGGUCCAGUCGUCAGUGCCGAUGGUGGGAAUACAAGCUCAGGUACUGACUCGUCAAACAACUCUUCGGCUCGUAAGCUGGGAAGCUCUGAUGAUGGGAAUACAAGCUCAAGCACUGACUCAUCAAGAAACUUUUCGGCUCGUAAAGGAGCCAGAGGUGGCGAGGGCAACUCCUCAGAAAGCUCUUCGGCUGAUGCACUGGCCAGGGGUGACAGUGGGGGUGAUAGUGGGAAUACAAGUACCGACUCAUCACAUCACUCAGCACAGAAGUCUUCGGCUGGUAAUCUUGCCAGAGACGAUGAUGGAAAUACAAGUGCAAGUACCGACUCAUCACAGAAACUCUCGGCUGAUAAUCUAAAUCAAUUGGAGCAGAUGGCUAGAGAUGAUGAUAGGAAUUCCAGAGAUGAUGAUGGGAAUUCAAGUUCAAGUACUGACUCAUCACAAAAACUCUCGUCUGAUCAACUUGAUCAACUAGAUCAAAUGAACAGAGAUGACUAUGGAAAUACCAGUACUGACACUGACUAG
Messenger RNA from Cylindrotheca closterium, 1728 nucleotides. Lineage: Eukaryota; Bacillariophyta; Bacillariophyceae; Bacillariales; Bacillariaceae. The record is from the annotation of a GenBank genome assembly.